This is a messenger RNA of Spinacia oleracea (spinach), 1194 nucleotides long. Its product is annotated as ethylene-responsive transcription factor ERF003. Bases 148 to 717 code for a protein of 189 amino acids. Lineage: Eukaryota; Viridiplantae; Streptophyta; Magnoliopsida; Caryophyllales; Amaranthaceae. Gene Ontology annotation, biological process: regulation of DNA-templated transcription. The transcript is spliced from 2 exons. Gene Ontology annotation, molecular function: DNA binding; DNA-binding transcription factor activity. The record is from RefSeq and is a predicted model, not a curated record.
CCCCGCCAAUCCCCCUCUCUCUUUCUCUGCUUCACUUGAAAACAUUUUUCACAUCAUUUUCUCUUGGACAUUUUUACAAACAUUUGGUGCGCAAGUUCUGUGCAUAAGUUUCUACAGAUAAGAAACGUUUCGUGUUUUCUAACCAGAAUGGCAAGACCACAACAGAGGUUUCGGGGCGUUCGUCAAAGGCAUUGGGGUUCGUGGGUGUCUGAAAUUCGUCACCCCAUUUUGAAAACGCGUAUUUGGUUGGGGACAUUUGAAACGGCAGAGGAUGCAGCUCGGGCCUACGAUGAAGCGGCCCGACUAAUGUGUGGGCCAAGGGCCCGGACCAACUUCCCUUACAACCCAAAUGCUCCUCAAACUUCAUCAUCCAAACUACUUUCAGCUACUCUAACUGCCAAGCUUCACCGAUGCUAUAUGGCCUCAUUGCAAGUAACUAAGAACUCGGCAAUGCAGGCGCAACAAAGGGGGCCCGGCCCGCAAUUCUCAGGGACCGGCAAUGUCGUUGGCCCUAAAUUUGGGGAGACAUGUGCUUGGUCCCCUGAAUACGGGUCAACGGAUGGACUAGUGUUACCUAAUCCAGAACCUAACUGGACAAUGAAGGUCGAGAAUGCCCAACUUGAACCACAAUGCCACUUUACUAUGUUAGAAGAUGAUCAUAUUGAGCAAAUGAUUGAAGAGUUGCUUGAUUAUGGCUCAAUUGAGAUUGCCAUUUGAUUGGUGAAUUUAAUUACACUUGCUAAGUCGGGCUCGUUUCAUUAAUUAAUCACUUAAUUGGCAUUAGUUAGUAGUCAAUUACUAUUAUAGUGCCCGGGAAGGCACUUUUGGACCUGAAUUGGGAGAGAGUUCGGCAGUUCGCAGCCAACCGGCCCAUUUAUAUACUCCGUAUUUCGUACAUUCCUUUGGCCACAUUUUCCAUUAUUUAUCUAGACUUGGUUAGUUCCAUAAUUAUCUUAUUAGUGUCAUUAUGUACUGAUUUUAACCCAUUUUUAUCGGUCGACAUGAUAUAUGUCACAAAUAUUUCCAUUUUAAGUGUUUAUUUUCAAAUUACUUAGCUAUUAGAGGUCAAAGGACUCGUAUGUAUAGUCAUAUAGUGUACUCUUAAGUACUUCGUAUUACGUACUUCUUACUCCGUAUAUGAUAUAUAUUAUUAUAUGUAUAAUAAAGAAGUGCAUUGAGCACAAAUUAAUCCAA